GCCAAAGAGCAUGGGCCUAUUAUGCACCUUCAGCUCGGCGAAGUCACGAACAUUGUUGUUUCUUCGCCUGAAACUGCUAAAGCAGUUAUGAAAACCCAUGAUCACAUUUUUGCUCAAAGACCCUUUCUGCUUGCAGCAAAUAUAAUGGCUUAUAAUUCAACGGAUCUUGCCUUUGCGCCCUACGGAGAUUAUUGGAGACAAAUGCGAAAAAUCUGCACCCAAGAAAUGCUGUCUAAUAAACGAGUGCAGUCAUUCGGAUUAAUAAGAGAAGAAGAAGUAUCAAAAUUAAUUACAGAACUUUCUUCCCGUGCAGGGUCAACAGUCAACUUUAGCAAAAUGUUCAAUUCUGUGACUUACAAUAUCAUUCAAAGAGUAGCUAUUGGCAAGCUGUGGAACGGAGAAGAAGUAGUCAUUCCAGCUAUCAAGAAAUUGAUAGAAGCUGCCGGAGGUUUUAGUCUUUCUGAUGUAUACCCUUCAAUCAAAUUGCUUCAUAAAAUUAGCACUACGAGGUUUAAACUACAGAGAGCUCAUAAAGAAGCAGAUCGGGUAUUCCAGAAUAUUAUUGAUGAACACAGGGCUAGAAGGGCAUCAAGAGCUAAAUCUGGUGCAAAGAAUGAAGAAGAAGAUCUAAUAGAUGUCCUUUUGCAAGCUCAGUCUAAAGAAGACCUUGAACACCCUAUAACAGAUGACAACAUAAAAGCUGUUAUCCUGGACGUCUUGUCUGUGCCAGAAGAUCUUGACAUGAACGCAAAGUAUGGAAUUGCAGUGACAAGGGUAAACGAUCUCCAACUAAUUCCCAUUCCAUACCUUCCUGCAAAGGUGAAGUAA
Molecule: messenger RNA, 828 nt
Organism: Jatropha curcas
Lineage: Eukaryota; Viridiplantae; Streptophyta; Magnoliopsida; Malpighiales; Euphorbiaceae
Source: RefSeq, a predicted model, not a curated record